Agrilus planipennis (emerald ash borer) is the source of this 499-nucleotide messenger RNA. RefSeq names its product larval cuticle protein F1-like. Bases 59 to 430 code for a protein of 123 amino acids. Lineage: Eukaryota; Metazoa; Arthropoda; Insecta; Coleoptera; Buprestidae. The transcript has a single exon. The record is from RefSeq and is a predicted model, not a curated record.
AUCUUCAUCAGUUUCGUUUUUGCUCUAAUCAAAGCAACACAGACCUACUUCGUUCAAAAUGUUCAAGCUGGUGGUGUUGUCUGUAUUUUUGGCCGUGGCUGCUGCUCGUCCUGGUUUCCUUCAUGGAGAGGUUGCCGUUGCAGCUCCUGCUGUAGCUAUUCCCUCUGCAGUGAGUCAUCAAUCCAGGACCGACAUAAUUAGCAGCCCUGUCGUUGCCACAUACGCUGCUCCAGUUCACGCUGCACCCGCCGUUGCCGUUGAGGCUUACGCUGCUCCAGCCCAUUUUGCUUAUGCUGCCCCGGCUCCUAUUGCCCUUCCAUCUGCCGUAAGCUCUCAAUACAGGUAUGACGUUCACAGCAAACCACUGGUUGCUGCCUAUGCUGCUCCAGCUUUGGCUUAUGCCGCUCCAUAUUAUCAUGGUCAUUACUGAAGCUUUAACGACUGAUUAAUUCUGUAUUAUUGUAAUUUUUUGUAUCAAAUAUAUACGAAAACAAAUAGC